Molecule: messenger RNA, 840 nt
Organism: Angiostrongylus costaricensis
Lineage: Eukaryota; Metazoa; Nematoda; Chromadorea; Rhabditida; Metastrongylidae
Source: the annotation of a GenBank genome assembly
UCAAAUCCUUCUACGAGUAGGUUAAUGUUCAGGGACAUGAGUACAGAAGCUGCUCCUCAUACUCGGUCUACUAACUCGUUUGAAAGUCGACUACUCGAAACCCUUCAUACAAAUACCUUCAGUCCUAGUGUUUUCGCUGCUACUAAGAGUCCAGUAUCACCUGGGGAAUUUAAAUGGUCCAUAGAGGAAUUGUCUAUCCUCAAACCCGUGCAUAUCACAGAGGAGGAAAUCGCCCAAAGCAAUCAGUCACCGGAUCCGGAGCAUGAGGCAAAGAUUCAGUCUAUUCUCGACGAGUACUGGAAGAAUAAUAUUUGUCAUAUUCCAUCACCUGAUGCGCCAGUUACGUUAAUUUUCCGUAUGACGUCAUCUCAUUGUCAGAAUCCACUUGUGGCUGCCGCGUCGGAAACACCAUUGUGCGAUAUCGUCCGAAUUAGUGCGGCUAUGCGAAUGAAAUAUUCUACGUCUUCGCCAAAAUCCCGUCCGAAUCUGAAUGGAUCUCGUCGCAGCACAGUUGUUCAGGCUGCUCGGAAUCGACAGUCACAGACUGAAAUCACAAUAGCUCCAUCUGCCUUCUUCGACUUUACGAAAUUUCUUGGUUCAUCGUGUAUUUACAACCCUUCUGAGGAAUGCGACGAGGAGUCCGUUUUCAACGCAACAGGUUCAAGCGUGGGAUCACUGCGUCGCCGCUUGUUCAUCGACGAAGGUGACAACGCUCCAGUUCAUGGCAGUUCGGAAGAUUUGGCAAGUUUUCACACAUUUGGCCUUGGCAGCUAUUCGUCUGUAGCAGUGGAUUAUAUUUUUGAAGGCGGACUUUGGUUUAACCUCGAACGGGGUAUUUGA